CCUCGCGUGUCAUGGUUUACAGAUCAGUUAACUGCGCAAGCGCGUCCCCGGCACGUUUUUACAGCGAAAGGAGAGGGAAGAAAAGGAUUUCCCGCGAGAUGGACGUUUAGCUUGAACUCCUAACAUUUUUUGAUUUACCCACACAAAGACGUUAGCAACAUGGACGCAGAGUGCGCGUCGCUGCUGCCCGGUGUGUGCGAGGUGCUGGCGGCCUCAGCGAGCUCUCUGCCCGAUGACACCAGCCUGGAGAAACUGUUGGACUGGUUCACGGGGCUCAGCGAGGCCGGUGGAUCUCUGCUGGACGCCUGCCCGUGUCUGCUUGACUUCAUAUCCUCCGUGGUCCACAACGCGGCGUCAGACCCCGGCGUCCUCUCCUUCACCCUCAGACUCACCGGCUUGAUGGCCGCCACUGAGGACGGCUUCGGAAGGCUUCAGGAACGCUCGGUUCUGAGCCAGGUCUUCGGCCGUCAGCGCUGGCAGGACGCCGGGCUCUGGGAGGACCCCUGUUUCCGAAUCGGCUGGAUCCAGGGCUUACGGAGCAUGCUGCAGCACCCGGAGGCGCUCGGCUUCUUUGUGCAAUCAGAUUUCAUCGACCCGCUCCUUCGUCUCCAGACAGACGCGAGUCUGUUCGUCGCGUCGGCCGCCAACCAAAUGCUCGCCCACGUCCUGCUCUCCUUUCAAGAUGGCGAGCGGACGCGUAGCAGUGCCGAGUACGCGUCCGUCGUCACGGCGAUCUCAGAGCACCUCAAGGUGUCGCUGGUUCCCCAGAAAUACACGGAGCUCCGUCAGAGUCUGCAGGUGCUCAAGCUGCUGGCGCUGGUCCUGGCCCGGGCCGGGCCACCUCUCUGGGACCGGCUGCUCCAGGCGGUGGCGGACUCUCUGGAGGAGCUGGCGGCGGCGGGCUGCAGCCAGCUCACGCUGCCUCUGAUGGACGUCAUCCUGGCUGCGCGCAUCCGCCCCGGCGCCGAUGAGCACGUCCCGGACCGACGCGUCAGCCGGCUCCUGGUGGCCAUGUUGGACGUCGACAAACCCGCUGACCUCGUUCAUGCUGCGGCGGCUUUCCUUCGCCGAGGUCCCCGUGAUGGAGUCCACACAGCCCGGGCCGUGGGAAUACUCCUGCUGCCCCUCCACAUCGUGACGGGUCAAAGUCUGCUGGGAACAAACACCACGGCAGACGAGCGUCGGGCUUCGGUGGCGGAGCAGCUGAAGUGUAAAAGCUUCUGCAUCUCCGUGAUCUGUGUCUGUCUGACCAACACACCGCAGAUCACUCUCACGCCUUCCGGCAACCUCCCCUGUCCUCCACAGUUAAUUGUCACUGCAGUUCUGUCAUUGUUAAGGAUCUGCAGCGGCGCCUCCUCCUCUCCCUCCUCCUCUUCCUCCCCCUCCACUGGCUGCAGUGAGGUUUCCAGGAACGUAAUCGGCAGUGGUAAAGUUCAGAAGUGUGCCCUGGAGGCUCUGACGGCCCUCAGCAGCAGCCCAGGAGCAAAGGAGGCGAUCAGUGAAGUGUUCACCGUUCUGAUGCAAUACCUGGACAAUCCUGACUCUGAUGCCACGGUGCUCCACAAGUCCUACCAGGCCUUCGUGAGAUGGAUGAGUGUGUCCACAGACACGUCUUUCGCUACCGACCAGCUCCGACGAGGUCUCGAGGAGGUCGUGAAGAAGCGCGUGUGUGACAUGCGCUGGGAGGUGAGGGACUCCACGGUGGAGUUUCUGGGACACCUGGCAGGUGGGCGCGUCUCCGUGGCGUCGGCCGAGGAGGAGGAGGAAGAGGAGGAGGAGGCGCCCGGCGCUCUGCUGGGCGUCCGCUGCACCACCCUCCUCCUGAAGGAGGCGCUCCAGGACACGGAGAGCUACGUGAGAGCCAGCGCCGUCUCCGCACUGGCAAAGAUGCUGACACCCAGCUGGCAGCAGGGGGCGCCGCUCGGUCAGGAGGAGACUGAAACCGUGAGCCGGCUGCUUGAGAUCUUGUCCCGGGACACGGAGGCGUUCCCCCGCCGGGCCGUCGUACGAUACUUCAUCUCCUGGUUCUCCUCCUCUUCCUCCUCCUCCUCCUCCUCGCUCCUGGCGCAGUGCGUGCGCUCCGUCCUCUCACAGGGCAGCGCCGAUCUGGACUGGGAGGUCAAAGUUCACACGCUGGAGCUGGCCGAGCUGCUGCUGGACGAAGCCUUUUCGGGUGACCGUGGUUACAGGGACGGCGUGGCCUCCUCCUCCUCCGACCGGACCCCCGAGUCCCGCUUGGCGGGCGUGGUGGAGCUGGGCGUCGUCCCGGCGCUGCUGAGCGGCCUGGUGGACUGCGACCGGCCCGUGGGUCUGAGGGCCUGCCGCCUGCUGACGGCGCUCCGGGACGCCGUCGGCCCGCCGGCGCCGGGCGCGCCGGACACCACCUGCCCGCUGCCCCGCCGGGGCUGGGGGGAGGAGAUCAGAAAGACUCUGGGGAUGAAGAGGAGGGACACCGAAGCAGAGGAAGGUAUCGAAGGAGGAGGAGCGAGCGAGGGGGGCGACGCCGUGAGUGUGUGCGAGGCGCUGGCCGCUCUGGGAUUGGACGAGAGGCUGAAGGUUCUCGCUCGGAGCAGCGACCACGUCCACAACUCGCCGCUCUCUCUGCUGCAGGACAUCCUGACGGCCAGCGCCGCCCGCACUCACCCGGACACACAGCCGGGCCAAGAGGUCAUCGUGGACUGCUACUGACACACACACACACACACACACACAGACACACACACACACACACACUCGGCCUUAUGUUGGUUCAUCAGUGAUGAACAACACACUCAGGGUUCUUUUGUGAUAUUUUAGUUUCUUCAGUAAAUGUGGAGUUUCUCUGAUUUCACUCAUUUAUAUUUGGGCAACGUUGCCUUUUUACACAUUUAUUAUUGUAAUUUCAUUAAAUGCCAAGUAGGAAGUUGUU
Pseudoliparis swirei is the source of this 2908-nucleotide messenger RNA. RefSeq names its product BRCA1-associated ATM activator 1 (gene brat1). Gene Ontology annotation, cellular component: nucleus. The record is from RefSeq and is a predicted model, not a curated record. The transcript is spliced from 12 exons. Bases 160 to 2688 code for a protein of 842 amino acids. Gene Ontology annotation, biological process: DNA damage response; cell population proliferation; positive regulation of protein phosphorylation. NCBI's taxonomy places the organism in Eukaryota, Metazoa, Chordata, Actinopteri, Perciformes, Liparidae.